GUUUACUGCCGUCACAGGCGAACACCUGCGCGCCGCAAGUGACAGUGACAUCUGCGCCAAACCCUCCUGUCUCUAUCAACACCGCGCUCGCGCAGUCCGCACCUUCCGUCUUGCAGUUCCAGCAGUCGACCCACGUUCCUUUUUGUCGCCUACACUACGAUGCCAGUGCGCCCGCGUCCUGCCCUUCCCACCGCGUAAUAUCCCACCUCCGUCACUCGUUCCGGCGCAUCGGCCGCACCCGCUCCAGCCAUGGGCAUCGUGAUCAACCAGGAGCCCGCGGCCCUCCCCGCCGCCGACCUGUCGCUGUUCCAUGCCACGGACGAGCUGCUGUCCAACUCGCCGGUCCUCAUUUUCUACGGCCCGACCUCGACCUCUGCGCAAACGACCAACUCGCGCAUCCAGACCCACGUGUUCACCCCGGCCGGCUUCUCGAGCUAUGCACGCCUUAUCGUAUCGCCCACGGCCUCCUUCUACAAUGCCGUCACGUGUCUGCCGCGCGAGGAGCAGGGCGACGAGAUAUGUCGCGGCUUGGCCUUCAGUCUGUUCAAGUACUUUGUGGAGCUGCCCGCCGAGGUGAAGAGCGCGUGGGAGAGGCGCUACAGCACAAGAGCAAAUAUGCACAUGGCGCCUGCCCUCUUCACUGAGCAGCACGCUGCCAUUGUCGCGGCCAAGAUGGUCAAGGUCGAGAACGUCGAGGACGUCAUUGUGGAUGUGCGCCAUGCACUGGGAGAGCAGACCCUUUCGUGGGUGGACCUGGAUGUCGUGCUGCCCCAGGGCAGUAUACAGAAGGUCGACCUGCGCGAAUCAGCGCAGUUCGAAGAGCCGGAUGACGACCACCUCGAGCAGCAGUAUGGACCAUACGCGCCCGUCAUUCGACUCUUCGGAGAGUCUACCUUCCUCCCAACCUCACGUUUACGUCGAGCACCCUCAAAAGCCAGCCAGCUCAAUCGAUCGCAGUCGUUCUCACGGAAGCAGAAGGAAUCACUCCGCCGCGAAAUGUGUGAGCUGUUAGACACAGAGGAGAACUAUGUUAACAAAGUACAUGACCUGGUCAACAACGUGGCGGUCGAAUUCCGUAACAAGGCGAAACGCAGGUCAUCUUCGAGCACCAGUCCUAAUGAGCAGACGCUGCAAGGUCUUUUUCCUCCAAGCUUGGAUCAAAUACUUGAGAUCAACUCGAGUUUCUUGGAGGAAUUACGAGUCAUCUUGGAAGAGACGGAGAACGGCGCGAUUCAAGACAUCGAGGAGUCUACAGAUGACAUCUUCAUCGCUCCUUUGCGAAGCCAGAAGGAUCCGCCAGACGUCACUGGAGCAGCAAGAGUCGCAAAGGCGCUUGUAGAAUGGUUCCCCAAGUUUGGUGACUGCUAUACAGAUUACAUGGCUGCACACGGCGACUUCUCACAAUUGCUGAAAGCCUUCACCAGAGAGCCCGCCUCAAGCUUCUCGAGGAGGGUAUAUGAAACUGGCGAGCAGCGACUUACGUCGUUACUUAUCGAACCUGUGCAGCGCCUGCCUCGCUACAAUCUCUACAUUGACCAGAUCAUCAAGCAGUUACCAGCCCGGCAUCCAGCAAUAAAGACAUUUUUGAAAGCAAGAGAUAUCAUUUCCGAAAUUUGCUCAAGAGAGGGAUCGACGGCACAGCAGAUGAAAAUUGUUGAUCGCCUGCGGAAGAUGACUUACCAGUGGCCAUCUUCGUUCAGACCUCAAGGGAGACUGAUCAGUGCCGUGGAUGCUGUCGAAUUGGCACCACCCUAUCAUGGAGAGCUCAGUGGUCCUGCCACUACCCCUGGGAUCUUGCUACUUUUCUCUGACUUCCUCGUCAUACUCCAUAAGCCCAAUGGAUGCAAUGCGAGCGCACGUAGUUUGAUGGCCGAUUUGGACACCCCUCGACUCACCGACACAUCUGACGAGUCCGAGCUCGUGUUCCAUCAAUUUAUCAGGCUGUGUGAUGUCUUCGCCAGCGAGCACGCAGAAUCCAGCAUCGUUCAACUGUUGUCUCCGACUCCUCGUACAGUUCAGAUAGGGCGGCCACCGACUCCAGAUCGUCAGAACAUUGGGCUUCGUAUGUACUACGUGCAAGGUGCUUAUGAGGGCCGCGCACAAAGAGUCGUCGAAGACAUUGCCAAAGCUAGGGUAGAAGGCCGAUUUGCAGAGGCCGAACGCGAGAGCUACAAAUGGGAGGUGCGAAGCCGGCCUGGUGACCUCAAUCUCUUCUCGGCUGUUACUGAAGAGACAGGAGAUGCUCCACCUGAGGGUCGCAGAGAACCUGCGAAAGUCCAGGUUCUGAUUGAAGCGUCAAAGUUCUCGCAGCCUAUCGAAGUAGGUUAUGAUGGCGUUGAGGUGGUCAUCAGGAUAACAGUUCUGGAUAACGGUUUCUACCUAAUGGACAUGAGCGGACCCAAAGGCUACCUUGCAAAGGACAAACUCACAAAGGUCGAGUUCCUGCCUGUGCUGACCAAACGCCUCGCCAACUACUUCCAACAGCGCAACAACGUGAAGAAUCCCGUCUUGUCCGAAGCUUACCUCUUCCGGAAUCAAAUGAUCCUCCAGUCACUGAGACUUCAGAUGACAAAUGUCGAAGAAUGGAGAGAAAUGAAGAGCAGGCCUGCCUCACCUGUCAAGCUACUUAGUAAUAUCUUUGGUGCAAGUGUCGGCAGGGAAGGUGGAGGACGGAGGCUUCAGCGUAACGCGCAGACCCUGGGAGAUAUUCCACGCAUAGCGCCUCCUCCACAACUCGCACCAACACGGACCCACAGUCGUGACGGCCUCGGCUCGCGGCCCACCUCGUCAAGAAGCGGCUUCGAGGAGCUGCAAAUGGUUGACUCUCUCACAAAGCUAGAAGACUCGCUGGCGAAUAUUACAAUGGCCUUAUCUGCCCGAAAGGGAAACAUUGUCGGCCGAUCGGUCCGCGCCAGAGUUGUCGCAGACGAGCUUGUGGUUAACGAGCUUUACAACUCCCUUCUUGAGACGCCUUCCAACCUAGACCUUGCCUCGCAAUCUUCAGUCGACGUGCUCUUCGCCGUAUUCGACAAGUUCCUGAAUGUUGCCUGGAAAGAGCGGAUGGGCCCAGUGUUAUCCCAUGCAACGUUUGUAUCGUUGCAGAUGCGAUCCGACAGCAUGUACCCCAUGGAGUUCGAGGAGUAUUUCCGCGCGACUUUUAAUAGCCUCGCAUCUCACAACCAGCGAGCGACACGAGUCAUCAUUCAGCUUCUAGCCGAAUUACUCGAUGGUACCAGCAAUGAUGGAGACCGUGGUAUAUUGACAGCUGCAUUUGCCGAAAUGAUGGUACCCGCAGGGAACGCAAAUGACUUCAUAUCGUUGAUCGAUCGUCUAGUACAAGACAUCGACGCUCUGUUCCCUGCUGCGACACCUGGCUAUGCAACACCGAAUUUUGGCUCUAUGGACGGGAAAAGUCGUCACAACGCUAGUGGCUCAUUGAACUCGAAUUCUCUCAGGCGGCGAUUUGGCUUCGGCAACCUAUCACGAGAGAACAGCAAGAAUGAGAACGAAUCCAAGGUCAGCCUACUAUGGAGGUCUUUGAGCAAGAAUAGCCACAGCCAAGAGAACUUCGCUGUCGCGGUGUCGAAAUCUGGAAGUCAGUCUGUCGGGCGCUCCAACUCAAUCGACAAUGGCCGUCAUUCGCCCAAACGCCCAUCGUCACGCGAUCGUCCAACCGUUCUAGGCGCUUUCCAGAAUGAUAGUGGAAGCCAGACCAACCGUUCAGCCUUAGGGACUAUUGGUGAGAUACCACCUUCGAGACUUGCCGUUCCUGUCCAGCCUCGCAGGAAGCGGCGUUCUUCUCUCAGCGACCUCAAGGAGUUACAGUUCACCGAAGAGGCGCCAACGUGGUCCUCACAAACUCCUCGCAGGCCCGAAUCAACCUUGCCGAGAAACCGAGAAGUACGACAACCUCGGGAGAGUGUUUCCCCUCCUCGAACGCCUCUCCGCACCGCUGUAUCUUCCCAUAAGCAUUCUUCGUCCAUCCCCGGCCCGAUGCGGUUGGGUUCACCGAUGAGGAAGGAGAACGAGCCAGUCCUACCGGCUUCACGGAGAGGCAGUGUUGUGCCCGAAUCGCGGCCGCCUCAGUCAUCAUCUACACGCAGGGGCAGCGUACAACCACCCACACCAGCAACACCUCGUCGAGAGAGUAGAGAUGAGAUUACAAUCAAAUCCUUCUCACAAUCAACAACGGCGCACUCCAGAAGACGCAACGAAUCCCUCACUAGUAUACCCGCUCUAAGACCUAUGACUGUCUCUAUUGCUGGUUUGUCAGAACGUGCAGGUUCCGGAAAUACCGCCAGAUUACCUCCAUCCACUCCUCGCUCACCCAUCAAAGCUAUUGUACCCUCAGGGACGAUCAACGGCAAUGGUCCGGGCACUAUCUCGACAGGCACGCCUCGCAGGCUUCGAAUGCAGUCACCACAGAAGCUACGCGAGCGACUUCAGACCCAACAAAAAGACAUUGAGAGCGCGUCGCAAGAUUUGCAGAGCGUCUUAAACGAUAUCGGCCACGAGCUGACAGCUAAGAGCACUCCCCGUCUCCACCCUCAAACAUCUGCCCCUUCUUUGGGAUCGGGAACGCCCACCAAAGCACAGUCUAUGACGCUAGAAGCUCGCAUAGCCUCCUUCGAGAAGCAGGCAAGGGCCACCCUCGACGCCCUUACCACCCGUUCCGCCACCAUCGCGCAAGAUGUCACCACCUCUCUUCAAGUCUCCGAAGCACGAGUCAAACAGCUCGAUCAGCUUUAUCGCGAUUCCAACGCCGAGAAUGAGGCUUUGUACGCCCGCUUCAAUGAAGAACUGGAGAAGGUGACGAGCAGCGUGCGCAGAGGCAGGGCUGGUGAAGAGGCUGAACGUCGCAUGAGGGCUAGCGAGGAGGAGUGUGCACGGCUGAGGAAGGAAAACGCGCGACUGAAGAGGGAGGUGGCAGGUUUAAAAGCGCAGAUGAGAGAGUGAGUGAGUCGCACUCGCCGCUCUCUCUUCAUCUCAUCAUGCCGCAAAGGCUUAUUUGUUGACGCUCGCAGGUGGCUUCCACUCGCCAGUCAGUUUGCAGCACGAUUACUUGUCGGCUUCUACUUUCUUCUCGUCGAGAUGGCCACAACAAGCACCACCCUCUUGCUGUAUUAUCUGCGGACGUCCACCUCAUUCCUCCUCACACCUGUUUUGGUAUUACUUGGACGUCGUCGCAUCGGAAGCGGGAGUAUUGAUUGAGCAUUAAUGGCAGGAGCAUUGCAUAGGAUAUGAAGCAUGAUCAGCGGUUUCCAUCAUAUCAUUGCAGGAGUUUGAGCAUGGAGAAGGGCAUUAUACCACUUGCAUAUUUAUCAGAACGAAUCCAUUGGACUACAUCGUGCUUCUUGUAUCGCUGGCGAAUGUGAUGACUUUGCUUGAGGUCGCGAUUGCUGUUAUUUGUCGCACUUGCCCUGGUUUACGUCAGUCGCAG
Molecule: messenger RNA, 5440 nt
Organism: Boeremia exigua
Lineage: Eukaryota; Fungi; Ascomycota; Dothideomycetes; Pleosporales; Didymellaceae
Exons: 1
Coding region: 250-4956 (1568 amino acids)
Molecular function (GO): guanyl-nucleotide exchange factor activity
Source: RefSeq, a predicted model, not a curated record